This is a messenger RNA of Chlorocebus sabaeus (green monkey), 8018 nucleotides long. NCBI's taxonomy places the organism in Eukaryota, Metazoa, Chordata, Mammalia, Primates, Cercopithecidae. The record is from RefSeq and is a predicted model, not a curated record.
GGAGGUUGCAGUGAGCUGAGAUCACGCCACUGCACUCCAGCCUGGGACAGACUCCGUCUCAAAAAAAAAGAAUACAAGGCAUGUGUUUAGAUGUGAAUGUCCCAUUCCAGCUCUCCAAGUGAGGGUGGAAGUUCCCGUCCAUGUGGCUGAGGACAUCGUUUUGUUCUGAUCCAGUGGGAUCCUUCCUUUGCAGGCUCCACUGUGUCUCACAUGGGGCUUGCGCCAUAAGGUUCCCCUGGUGUCUCACUCUUGUUUCAGGAGCUUCCUCUGGACGGCCCCUCCGGAGGCUUCAGUGCAGCCCUGCCACCUCGCGCACACUCAGCAGGCCUGCUGCCGCUUUCACCUUUUCACCUGCCCCUGGCCUUUUCACAGUCCUCCUUGGGGCACUUUUGCCCAUCUUAGAAUAUUUCUCAUGUGGUUGAGGAUUUUGGAUUAAUCCUGACACGUUUUUUAAGGCCUCCUAACCCAGAAGCUGCCUUGUCCGACUCUGGACAAGCCUUAGCCUGGCCCAGUCAGAUCCGACGGGAUAAAUAGGCCAGGCCCUCUGGGAUGGAGGAAAGGAGAGGAGAGCGGCUCAAAAAUGUUCCCCAAGCCUCCCAGCACGAUGUGGGUAGACACAGCUUCCAAAUGUCCCUGUUGCACUUGUGUAUAUCCUUCUGUGAGAUUCAUCUUGGACUUGGUCUAAAGUUUCUUUGGUAUAAUUUAAUCAACCUAGUUCCAUCCUGUCCCUUUUGGAAACUCCUUUGCAAGCCUCCCGCGUCCUGCCACCCUGAGUGUGAGGACUCUGGGCUCCGUGGCCAGUCUUCACAGUCAGCUCCCUCUGGCCCUCUUGUCAGCCUAACACAGUGCCCCUCCCCUUAUCUCCUUCUGCCUCAGAAAUCAAGCUCUCUGUCCCUUCAGUGGCCUGUGUUCUUACUGGAUUUCUUCCAGUCUGCUGAUGUCUUGCUGAAGAAGUGAAACAAGCUCUCUGGAUGUCUCUGCCUUUCCUAGCAAGUCUGUUUCGCCGUCACUGAGCUGCAGGCCUGCUGCGUAGGGAAUCUCAGAACACCCUCUAAACAAUCAAGGACAGACAGGGAGAAAUCCAAGUCAUAAAGUGCAACACAACAGACUUGUGAAAUGUGAAGCCCUAUCCCAUGGCCCUAGGCUAGGCCAUGGUGUCCCCAUGCCUCCUGCGAAUGGCUAGGGAUUCAGGCUGCUGUGGUAGGCCGGGGAAGAGUUAGACUCUGGAGUUAGAAGAGCCAGGGUGGCACGGAGAUGGGCCACUCGGCAUGUUCCAUGCAUAGCAGGAACUACUCUGGUCGUGGAAGAAGAGUGGCAGCAGGGUGUCCCGGAAAUAGUCAUGUGACCGUGGCCAAAUCACUUGGCCUUCCUAAACUUAAUAUUUUCUGUAAAGUAAGAGAAAUCAAAAUCUGCCAUGCCUAGGAGACUAUGAACAAGAUGAAACACAGGAAAACUCUGUAAACUGUCAGUGAACAUUGUUAUAAGAGGCAGAAACUGAAACAAAACCAAUUCCAACAUGAACCAAACCCUUAACAGGUUUACUGGCCUCAGCACCGGCCUCUCCAAAGCGGAGCAGACAGACCUGUGAUCAGAACCUCAAGAGCUCCAGAGACUAGCGUUAUCUGCAUAAAAUUGUCCACACUCAUGUAAAAUGACACAUAACUAAGUCCCAAUUAUGUCACAUGGACUAUAGGCAAAACUGAGGUUCUCAGGAAGAGAGGCCUGGAAGGAUCAGAAAAGGCUGGGAGCUGGGGCAGGUGGAGCUUGAGGUGCUGUGUGACACUCUGCGGCAGAGACACAUGGGCAGUGUGGCGGAUGGUGACAAGGAAGACUUCCAAUAAACAUGGCAUGCUCUAGAUGCUAGUUUCUGCAUUAGACAGAUACAUAUUGAGCAUCUCCUAUGUUCUAGGGCUAAAGAUUCACUGGUGAGUAAGGCAGACACGAAACAGUGUGCUGUGGGGCUUCAGACCAAAGUCACAGCCCCUCCCCAGCCCGAGGGGCCCACAGCCAGGUUCUCAGGCUCUGCCAGUACAGGGGUCCCACACCUGUGCCCACUCUUCUUCCGUGAUCAGCACAGUUUUUGCUGAAGAAACAUGCAGAGCAGCCUGUUUUGUGUUACCCCAAUCAGGGAAGGGGUGUGCUCAGCCUUGCCCUUGACAGGCAUCCAGGAUGCAGGCAGCACCUCUGAGGCAGCCCUUGGCUGGGAGGAGCAGGGCACCUCUGUUUAUCUGCAGCAAAUAUUUAUUUGUAACCCCAAGCACUGAACAAGCCUGAUGGGUGUGCCUACUCUGGGGCGUCUGUGUGCUCCAAGCCAUGUCAGACCGUGGUGGUCUGACAGAGAUUGCAGAGUCACCCCCAGGCCUUCCACAGGUGGACUGGACACUGGAGGUCCUGAAACCAGAGGACAGGCCAUGUUUUCUGUCCGUGUCCCCUCCUGUGAGCUCCUCGGGGGCACUCUGCCUCUCAUCUUGUGUCCCUGGGGCCGGGCUCCAUGCCAGGCACUUUCCUUAGUGCUCAGUAAGUAGUAGACGAAGGGUAAAUGAGGGGAAUAACAGAGUUUCCACAAGGAUGCUGAGACAAAGGCCCAGCCAGACAAGGUCCAGUCAAGGUCAUGAUCAGGAGCCUGCGGGUCAUGUUCUGUUCUGAGCAGCUCAUCAAGGAUGGAAUGGAAGAGAAGAGGAAUAAUAAACUCAUUUUCACACGCAUUACCUCAGGCAUAACUCAAAUAUGAGCUGGGGUCACAUGUUCCGCAGGAUCUAGAUACGACUUGCUCAAACCCCCAUAAUAGGGCUCAGCGGAAACCUAAACUCUAUUCUGCGAGGUGCUGUUCUCAUGGUCACCUCUGGCUCCAAACUCCUCCCUCCACUGAAUUCUUCUCGCUGUGAGUGUCUUCUGUGGGCUUUGUAUAUGCACCCAGAUAGGCACUCAGCCCCUUCACUGGAUUGCCACAGAGAAGAAAAAUAUCACUCACAUUGAGGAGACACCACCACAAAAACCUGGAAUUCAAUAAGACACCUCCCAGUUCCUGGAAGCCUUCUGCAGAGGCUGACUGCUGGGAGUUUUAACUGGCCAGGAGACGCAGCGGAAUCCCCCAGCCUCAGCUGCUUUUCAGGGCUCAUCUCUCUUCCUCACCCCACCCUCCCUGAUCUGCUGGUCACCCAACACCCACACAGCUCUCCCAGGUCCACUCCCAAACCUCAGCACAGCCAGACUCACCCAGGGACGAGUGAGCGUGGAGACGCCUCUGCCGUGAGCAGCUUGGAGGGCUAACUGCAGGGACCCUGAGGCUCUUGGGACAACGUCAGCCCUUUUUAGAAGGCAGUGUGAUUUUAAAGAUCACCGUCCCCCCCAUUUUCCAGGUAAUCCUCACCCCGUAGAGAAAGGUGUAUUAUUUAUCUCCGUUUUACAGAUGAGCCUCAAGGAGAUCAUUAAUUGUCCAAAGUCACCCAGGUAAUGAAUGCAGAAAAUAGGGUUUAAACCCAAAUCUUGGAACUCCUGGCCUAGUGCUCUUUCCACUGUGCACAGCAGAGCACAGCAGGAUGGAGGGCUCUGUGUGGGGACAGCACUCUGUGCAAAGCAACUUCCCCCUUAGACCUGGUCAUUCCAGCAUUCAGAAUGUGCAGAUACCAGGCAGGCGGCUGGAGUGGAGCUUAACAAAGACACGUGAUUCCAAGUCCGUGCCCCAAAAUGGUCUAAACUGUAAAGAAGAAAGCAAAAUAUACCCACAAGAUACCCGUGUAUCAAUAAAUGCCAAUACUGGAGGACAAAUAGGCCUCAGGAAGACCAAACAAAAAUGUGCAGCAUUUAGUCAAUCCUGAAAGGCUCCCUGGGGAAAGGGAAAGCCUCCUUUCUUUUCUCUUUUUGUUUGAGUUGGACUUCAGAUGCAGAAGACUAAGUUAACGGUGUUCUUCAGAUCAUAGCACAGUAUCAUGAUCAUUUGUCUGUGCAAGAUCUGUCACAUCUUAUUUAUGUUUCUCACUCUCACUUUCAUUUACCUUCUUCCAUAGGCAGCCAUGAUGUGUAUUCAUUUUUUGGUAUGUGUUCUCGAACAUGUGGAUUGUGGAUCUGUAUGCUUGUAGUUUAAAUCCAUGCGAGCAGAAUUCUUAUGCCUCUCAUGCUUGGUGGUUUGGUUUUGUUUUGUUGUUUCUCUUACCACUGUGCUAAGCUUUCUCCUCGCUGCUGUGUGUUGCAGUGCCACAUCUGGUCCUCUGCUUUCAGCAGGUGCAUAUCCUCUGUGAUAGCAUCUACCUGAGUUUUCGGGUCUGCUCCUCAGUGAUGAUCACUGAGGUUGCCUCCAAGUCCCCGCCAUCAUAAACAGCCCAGCAUGGUAAUAAACAUCUUCACAUAUGACCCCUUAUGGCUGUGUUAAGAAAUUUCAGGGACAUCGAACCAGGAGCAGAACUGCUAUUUCAUGGGCCAUAUGUGUACUUGCUAUGACUAAGUGGUACCGGGUCACUCCCUCAGUGACUGCCCCAGCUAUGCCCACCACCAGUGUUCCUGUAUACCUACGUCUGCAUCAGUGCUCGGCAUUAUCCUGCUCCUGACUUUUGCCAAUCCAAAGUUUCACUCUGCUCAAGCUGGAAGCACCUGAGGGACUGAUGCCCUUGGCCAUGACGCAUCCCCACUUGCUGUCUGCUCAGACGUAGCCUGCGUGACUGAGCCACCACUGCUCCAGCUGUUUCACGUCACCGUUCCCUUUACUGAACAGUUUGAUGGGGCGCCGGGCGGAUGACAGCGGGAACGGUUGUGAUCACUGGCGGAAUCCUAGCUACGGUGAUCCUCCUCUGCAUCAUUGCCGUCCUGUGCUACUGCAGGCUCCAGUAUUACUGCUGCAAGAAGAGCGGAACCGAGGAUGCAGACGAGGAGGAGGAGCGGGAGCACGACCUUCCCACGCAUCCGAGAGGCCCCAGCUGCAAUGCCUGCAGCUCCCAGGCCCUGGAUGGCAGAGGCAGCCUGGCACCUCUCACCAGCGGGCCCUGCAGCCAGCCCUGCGGGGUGGCCGCGAGCCACUGCACUACCUGCUCCCCGUACAGCUCCCCCUUUUACAUACGGACGACUGACAUGGUGCCCAAUGGGGGUGGAGGCGAGAGGCUCUCCUUUGCUCCCACAUGCUACAAAGAGGGGGGACCCCCAUCCCUCAAAUUGGCAGCACCCCAGAGUUAUCCGGUGACCUGGCCAGGCUCUGGGCGUGAGGCCUUCACCAAUCCAAGGGCUAUUAGUACAGACGUAUAAACCCUUCCACCCCUGACCCCCACACACACCCACACUGAUGCCCUGGCGGGGGCCAUGGGGGCGGUGGAUGACCCUCCAGCAGCCCCACAGGGGCUGUCUCUGUUUCUUUGGCUUUUCUCGCUCCGCAGUGGAGGGUUUACUAGGAUUUACGCUUUUGAGUGCAUUGAGAACCAGGACAGGGCCUGGCUCCAACUCUGUGGCCCAGAGGUGGGGGACUGCUAGGUCAAGUCUGCAGCUUCGCCAGUUUCUUGGUUGGGACACUCCUCUGGCAGCCCCAGUACCACCACAACCCCUUGCAGUGUGCCCCAGUCCCCUGAAUUUGCUGAACUGCAAAAAGGAGCACCGGGGAAAGCUCAGCAAAGGCUCUGGAGCCCUCCAGGGUCCACGGGAGAUGAAGCAUUUGUGCCUAGGAGAAGCGGACAGAGGGCAAGGGAGAAGUGAGAGCUGCAAUUCCAGCACUGGAGAACCGAGGGGCAGGGCGUCAACGGCACUGCUUCAGGAGGAGCUUGCUGAGAUGAAUUCAACAGCUAGUUCACAACCAAGUUUUGUACGUUGGUUACCAUAGCUACUGCUGUCACUGUAGCUGCUCCCGUAGGGACGUUGAUUCCUGAACGUAUCACAUCUCACCUGCCCCCUUCCUCGUGGAACACGUCAAGUUGACUUUAAAGCCUAAGGUUGCCUGUGGGGACUGCACCAGAAAGUGACUGUCUAACCUUGUGUUCCCCGAAAUCCUUUCUCUGCCUUAGGAACCAGCGCCCCCUGCUGGAGAAGCUUUUUCAUUUUUGUUAGCCGACUUCUAGUAGCUUAGCAAAGAGACCAGCUGACUGUCUCUCGGCCCAGCCCACCACGCCGAGCAGCUUGCGUGGAUGCAGUCCUGUGAGGGUGUGUGCAUGCCCGUUCCCAGGUGUACACACACACACACCAGUCACCACGGGUAGGCACCAGGGGCUUUGUACCUUCAGGAGCUGCAAAAAGGAAAGGUCUCCCAUGUACCAUGGAGAAGGAAAAGUCUGAUCCCCAAACAGCUUGUUAAGGCAGCCAGCGGGCUAGUGAACAGGAGGAGCACGGAGUCUCCGUGGGGCGAUGCUGCAGCGGCUGAAACCACGUCAACUCCGCCAGAGCCGGCAUUCUACAUGAGCAUCCACCCGUGAUGCCGUUGAGCAGGAUCUUCAACCCACCAGAGCAACAGCCCAGUCCUGAGGAUGGGAGGGACGUGACUUAGCUUUGGGAUUCCACGCUCGCCGCCCUCCCUUGGCCGCCCUACUCCCCAGUCUCCUGGCAAUGAGCCUUUUAUUGUGUCUCACACCAGCCUCAUUUCCAACUCCGACUUCCCACUUAGAAUGUGGCAGUGGCUUUAUGCUUUGUGAGUAUCUUGAUGAGUUUUCCAGUGGCCUCUGCAGAAGCUGGCCCCCUUCUAAGGGCAUAGAAGUGACUCCCACUCCUGAGUCACUGAAUUCAAGGAGGGUGGGGCGGGGAAAGGGCUGGCCCCCUUGCUGAAAUCUUGAUUCUGCAUCUGACGAAGGUCAGGUGCCGCUGAGGGAGCAGGGAGCGGGCAGGGAGGAGGAGGGGAAUGCACAUCUUUUGCACCACUAUUAAGGCACCUGUCACCUCACAUUUCAAUCUAGAAUCAAAGUGCCCUGGGUUGAGAAACAGACCUGGGCUCUGGUCACACUUUGGUCACUCAUUAGCUCUAUGACCAGUCACUAGUCUCUGAGAUUCCAUUUAUUCCAGGGAAACGAGGCUUGCCCAGAUAGACUAAGAACCCUUUAGUGCUCCAAGAAGUGAGAAUUUCCGAAAAAGAUCUGCCGGCCCAGACCACUCCCUCUUGCCCUAAUCCUGGCAGGGCCUGGAUGUAUUUACCCAACUCUCUGAUCUUGUGUGCAGGGAUGCUUGCUGAUGGAUGAAAGACCACCAUAAAACAAGAUUAGCAGCAAAACAAUUUUAAUUGUCAGUGAAAAGCAAACAUGUUUGUCAGACUUUCCUAUGGAGUCACUUCAAAUGGUAACUUCUCUUGUACCAGGAAGCAGCUGUAGGUGGGGUAAUGGGGUCUGUCUCCUGGUGCAGAGGGGCAGCUUACGGCAGCAGUUUCAGCACACGCGUCCCACAGCCAGCCCUAACUGGGCCAAGUGCAAGCUCCUGACGAGCUGCUGGGCCUGGCAGCGUUCCCCACUUCCUAGUGCCUUGCUCCCCGGGAAUUCCACAGCCAAUCAACCACAGCAGCCAUGUCCUUCUCACCAGAAAUGACAUCAUUCCUACAUCCUGCCUUUGUAAAAAUCAAGACCCAAUUAACCAUCACCCGCUUCUUGCCCCUGAUCGAUGGGGUCCCUGAGUGCAAGCGUCCUGUGCAAUCCCCUCCCUCCUACCGCUUUCCUAGCUAAGCCCUGCCAGCCCCACAAAUCACAAUCUGGGUUUGGGGCAUUGGAGAGACGGUGGGCCCCAGCUCUUCCCCACAUAGCCCACGCUGCUCAGGGCACGGGCUCCAACCAGGCUGGAGAUUGCCUGCCUGCCCGCUGCCGCUGCAGGGCCCCACCCUGUGGAAAAGGGAGCUCCCCCACUCAACUGCACUGUCCUUUUCUGCUGUCUAGUCUGUGCUAAGGGACACUAUUUGUACUCUUUUCAAACGGUGCCCUAAAUUGGAAGAGAAGGAGGGGCCAGGAACACAGCCCUCUCCGCAGUCUUUCUCCACCUCCACUUCACCACUCCUGCUAUAGACUUCUUGUCUUGCAUCUUUGAUAACUUGGAGUCGCAACCGAGUGAAUGUCGGAAUAAAUGAGAGAUUCGAAGUA